Lates calcarifer (barramundi perch) is the source of this 1085-nucleotide messenger RNA. RefSeq names its product midkine b (gene mdkb). Bases 97 to 534 code for a protein of 145 amino acids. The record is from RefSeq and is a predicted model, not a curated record. The transcript is spliced from 5 exons. NCBI's taxonomy places the organism in Eukaryota, Metazoa, Chordata, Actinopteri, Centropomidae. Gene Ontology annotation, molecular function: growth factor activity.
GGGGGGGGGGGUGUUGAGGAGCAGCAGCUGAACUCGGGCAGCGACAGAAGGCGACGACUCCACAGAUCGACUGGCUGCUCCUCUGAGCCCGCCGAAAUGCGAAGUUUGUUCUCCGUGACGCUGCUGCUGCUCCUGGCCCUGACGCUCACCACCGAGGCCAGCAAGAGAAAAAACCACAAAGGUGGUAAACAUGAUAAGUCCAGGCCGACCUCAGAGUGCUCCGCCGCAGAGACUCAGUACGGGAAAUGUGUCCCAGAACAGGGAGACUGUGGAGACGGACUGAGAGAGGCCACCUGUAAAGACCGCACCGACAAGAUCCACUGCAAGAUCCCCUGCAACUGGAAGAAGGACAUCAGUGACUGUAAGUAUAAGUUUGGGCCGUGGGGAUCCUGCGACGCCGUCACCAACACCAAGAAUCGAUCAGGAACACUGAAGAGGGCGCUGUUCAAUGCCGAGUGCCAAACCACCGUCAAGGUGUCCAAACCCUGCUCCCCCAAAGCCAAGAAAACCAGAGGGGAGAAGAAGACAAACUAAAGGAUGAAAGAAGCAGAAGACGGAUGAAUUUCUCCUCCUCCAGCUGAACAAUCGUCUUCCCUUCUUCAUCAAACACAAAAACCGAGAGACUCCUCCAACACACACCAACCACCUUUCACUUUCCUUUGACUUUUAUUCUUGUUUUACUGAGUUCUGGUUUGAUGUUCUUGUGUUUAUUUGGAUUAAAUGCGGAAAACGUUUUCCAGUGUUCUCCUGUUAGAUAAUAAUGAUAAUACUGUCCUCAUAGGUGAUAGUUUAACAGAUAGUCCUAAAAGCUUUUACUGUAGCUGAAGUUACAUUAACAUCCAGCAGAGGUUCUGACCUGCUCUCAGAUCUAAACUCCACGUCUUCCUCUGGACUGUAAACAGUUCUGGUUUUAGACGAGUUUGGAAUCGUCACCUUUAAAAUCUGUAAAAACGUAGGAAGGUUUGGAUGGAUCUGUAAUGACAAAAUCUUCUAUAAAAUCUAUUUUUUGAACUAUAGAUUAUUGACGUUGCAAGAUGAGACUUGUAUAAAUGAACAAAUUAAAUACUGUACAUUGUUUUGGUGAA